ACAAGUUAUCUUUGUUUGUUUCUUUAUCUCUCUCUCAUGUUGGAGGGGGUUGUGUUUCUUUUAUCUCCUCAUCUUCUCUCUUUCUCCUUUUUCUUCUACCUAUAUACUCUCCUUAGGGAGUGGUGAACAAAAGUGAAGGAGAAUUCUAUUCCUUCCCAAAGCUCAAGGUGGUGAAGAAGAAGUGAGGGUUUUAAUUUGAUAUCUAUGCUUUAGAAGGGACAACCCUUCUUUCUUCUUUUCCUUUUCCUUUCUUUUCUUUUCUUUUCUACCUUCUUUGUUUUGUUUGUUCCUCUCUUUCACUCUCUCUCUCUCUCUUCUCUCUUUCUCUCUCUCUCUCUCAAGGACAGAGAUUAGCUAGGUGUUUAUCCAUUCCUUUGGGGAGAGAGAAAGAGAGAGAGAGUUUGAGAGUUUUAGGGUUAUGAGAGAGAGAAGCAAAAGAGACCAUGACAUGGUGUGAUGGAUGCAACGAUGACUCUAAGAGUCCUACAACUUCUUCUACUUCUCUUGUUGGGAAGAGAUCUCUUGAAACCACUGUAAGGACAUGCCCUUCAUGUGGUCACAGGAUUCACUGUACUAAGGAGCAGGCAACUCCAAUUCAAGACUUGCCGGGGCUCCCGGCCGGAGUAAAGUUCGAUCCGACCGACCAGGAGCUUCUUGAACAUCUUGAAGGGAAGGCUAGGCUUGACUCUCAGAAGCUUCAUCCUCUCAUUGAUGAGUUCAUUCCUACCAUUGAAGGAGAAAAUGGCAUUUGUUAUACUCAUCCUGAGAAGCUCCCAGGUGUGAGCAGGGAUGGUCUAAUUCGACACUUCUUUCAUCGUCCUUCGAAGGCAUACACGACCGGAACUAGAAAGCGAAGAAAGGUACACACAGACGAGCAAGGAGGCGAGACUCGGUGGCAUAAAACAGGGAAGACAAGGCCGGUAUUCAUCGGUGGGAAGUUAAAAGGAUACAAGAAGAUACUAGUGCUCUAUACCAACUAUGGCAAGCAAAGGAAGCCAGAAAAGACUAAUUGGGUGAUGCACCAAUACCACUUAGGCUCUGAUGAAGAAGAGAAAGAUGGUGAACUAGUUGUAUCAAAGGUAUUCUAUCAGACACAACCAAGACAAUGUGGAUCAAUGGCCAAAGAUUCAAGCAAUCCACUGAAAUUAAAAGGCCUAAAUGAUCAGAAUGAGAAUACAAUCCUCAAAGAUGGCAAUGUGGUUGAUUACUAUCAUCAAUCUCUCAUGACAUACAACCAAGGAGUGCAUAAUAGAUCAGGAAACUCACCUCAUUUACUAGCAAACUUUUCGAUGCAUGCUGACGGAUCUCCGUUCCUCGGAUAAGAGGAUCCUUCAACAUGCAUGAGAUGAUCAGUGAGUGAAUUAAUAUGAAGAUCACUGCAAGAUAACUUUUGUUGUGUACACAAGAGAAUAAGAUGUCCAAGUUGGAAUUGGACCAAUUUAUGAUAUAUAUAUAUAUAUGUGUAUUGGGAUGUUUAGGAAGGAGAAUGGUAGUGUGAGUGAGGAAAUGAACAACACUCAAGAGGAAGGUUCUUUAGGUUUACAGAUAUAAACUGAAUGCUUUGUAAAUAAGGAUGCAACUAAACAACAGUUAUAGUGCUUGAGAGGAGCAUUAUUUGUGACUCUCUUGCAUGAUUUCAUAAGGUCAUUUUGGAUGCUUCCAUUGCAUGAAUAAUAUCUAGUUAGGAUGUGCAAAACUAA
Messenger RNA from Dioscorea cayenensis subsp. rotundata (Guinea yam), 1700 nucleotides. RefSeq names its product NAC domain-containing protein 73-like. The coding region runs from base 444 to 1322 and encodes 292 amino acids. Gene Ontology annotation, cellular component: nucleus. Gene Ontology annotation, biological process: regulation of DNA-templated transcription. Gene Ontology annotation, molecular function: transcription cis-regulatory region binding; DNA-binding transcription factor activity. The record is from RefSeq and is a predicted model, not a curated record. NCBI's taxonomy places the organism in Eukaryota, Viridiplantae, Streptophyta, Magnoliopsida, Dioscoreales, Dioscoreaceae. The transcript has 3 exons.